This is a messenger RNA of Patiria miniata (bat star), 1943 nucleotides long. RefSeq names its product beta-2 adrenergic receptor-like. The transcript has a single exon. Gene Ontology annotation, cellular component: membrane. Lineage: Eukaryota; Metazoa; Echinodermata; Asteroidea; Valvatida; Asterinidae. The record is from RefSeq and is a predicted model, not a curated record. Gene Ontology annotation, molecular function: G protein-coupled receptor activity. Gene Ontology annotation, biological process: G protein-coupled receptor signaling pathway. Bases 559 to 1560 code for a protein of 333 amino acids.
UCUGGCAGGAAAUGCACAGAUCCAUUAAAAGGCAGACGGCACCGUUUGACAGAAGAGUGAUCAGUGAAACUGAACAUCAAUCAAACUACCUAAUGUGCUUCAGAGAUAAUGGUGUUGACGGAUUUUGCCAUCCCUCUAUUGGCAUUCAGGAACCCACCGAUCGGGAACCCACCGUGUUCUUUUGUGAGGUACCAGCUCACACUGUUUUGCUGUUGGAUGAAAAAGGAGUCUUGUUUGCUGGAAUUCACCAUCACCAACAUUUAGACUGCUGUGAACGACAGCCUUCAAAAGUUCAGGUUUUUUUUCUGGAUUUCCUGUGCCUAUCGUCAUCAGUGACCUCUCUUGACAGGCGAUUUGAGCCUUUUUGUCAUGCGACAUUUACCACUGCCUCUAUGAAUGGCUCCGACCGAAAGAACGUUUACUUUGCUAUGCCAGUGGAAUAGAAAAUAAUGAUGUUUUUAAACGGGAUUUAAAGCAGACAUAAAACAGUCCAAAGUUUCAGGAUUUUUUGGGCAAGCAAACACUCCGAUCAAGAAAUUCUUGCAGAUUUUUCAAACUAUGGCGACCACAGGAAGUUACACAACCAAUUCUACAGAUGCAGAUGUUGGGGAGGGCUCCCCGGAGGGGACAGACUCCCUUGGGGCCUUGGCUGUUUUCGUCAGUGUCCUGGCCACACUUGGGGUUAUCUUAAAUCUGAUAUUGAACCCGCUGAUGCUUCUUGUGUUGCAUCGCGUCAACAGCAUCCAGCAGACAACUACGAUCUUCAUGGCGUCUCUGACCGUCUGCGAUUUCGCGCACGGCCUAGCCUGGGCCUUCCAUUUACCGGAACAGUUCAUCCGAGCGUGGCCGCUGGGCACUUUUCUCUGUGCCGCGUCAGGCCCCGUUCAGUUCACUUUGCGAGCAAUGGGCAUCUAUUCUUUGUUUCUUCUGACGGUCGAUCGCUACAUCGCCGUGUCCCACCCGCUGAGAUACCCGGCAUUGUUAACCGCGUUCCGAGCGAAGCUAACAGUGUGCGUAACUUGGGCUGUUAUGAUCACGUUUUGUACUGGCCUGUACGGGAUUUACAGUCCGAAAUUCGUGAGGCCAGUUGCGCCUCACCUGUGCGUUUGGAACUACGACUGGAGACCGUACGUGUCAAUAAUCAGUGUUCUGUUAAUACUGGUGUCAAUUUUUGUCCUGUACGCGCUCAUGACGGCGAUAGCUGUUCAGCACACCCGGCGUAUUGCCCAGGAAAAUCUGGAGAGUGCAAGCGAGGAUGGACACAGAAGAUCGCACCGCAUGAACAAGAGACUUGGAACGACCGUCAUUAUCAUAACGGGGACGUUAAUCGUAACGUGGAUUCCAUGCGUGAUCAUGUCGGCUUUUAUUGUACAGCCCGAUCGCCUAGUCACUGCGGAUAGCUUUGUCUUCAUCCAUUUGGCCGACGUCAUGUUGUUGACAAACAGUUGGCUAAACAUAGUCAUUUAUUACAUACGGAAUAAGGAAUUGCGCCUGGCACUGCAUAGUAUACUUGCGGGAUGGUGCCAUCGUCUAUGUAGUUGUCAUGGCAACUCUACGUAAAACAUCAGUGAAUGGGAAAAAACAAAUAAAUGAUGAAGAAAUGCUGAUAAAAUAAUUAACCUUAACUGUUCCAGGCUCUCCAAACUUAACCAGGAGGUUGUAAGAAUUAGAAAAAGUGAGUCCACUAAUGGUCUAUAGUUUGGUAGUAAUUAAUGCGACCAGCAUUGCUGACAGGAAAUAUUGAGCCAGAUGGUCCAUAUCCGAUGAGAAAGCAAUUAGUGGAUGGAAAGUUAACAGAAAAAGCAUUGGUAAUGGGUUCCGCCUUCUCCUCAAUCAUGCAGGAUCAUUCCUGACAAGUUCAAACUUCAAUCAAUUCAUUCGUCAAUCACUGAAUCGUCAUGAAAGCCCCAUAUAAUCUUCGCAAAAAGCUGUCUCGUACUUUU